ACAAUGAAGCAACUGCCAUGCAAGGCGCAUUAAACGGUGCAUAUAUCUCUUUUGUAUCAACAAUGAGAGAAAUGAUCUCGCAUGGUAUAAAAAUUUUGCUACAACUGAAAGCAGUAUGCUGAGGUCGAGGAGGAGAGUGCCGCAUCUUCACUUGAUAGCCAAAGGGCUGUCCUGUUCUUACUCCUCUUCCUUACACCAUGCCACCCAUCUCCGGCCUAAUACACCACAGCAACUGCAACAGCAACUACUAAAGCAGUUGGUCUCUCUGUUACAAAAACACUCAUCGAGCCGCCAAGCCACCCAACAAGUCCACUCUCACUUCAUUACCUCUGGCUUUCUACACAGCCAGCAGUCCACAUCCUAUAUCCUUCUCCUUGUUAACACUCUGCUCCGCUGCUAUUCCCUCGGCCAAUUCCCUCUAGAAGCUCUCCUGCUUUACAAAAACCUCAACUAUCUUUCCUUUGACAGUUUCACCUACACUUUCCUACUCCAUACCUGUGCUAACUUACACUCUAUCUUCUCAGGACUUCAACUCCAUGCUCUCGUCGUCAAAGUUGGUUUUCAGUCCCAAGUUUAUGUCCAAACUGCUUUGGUAUAUGCAUAUGCAGUUUGUGGGUCUUUAGUUGAAGCCAUGCAUGUGUUUGACGAAAUGCCUAAGAGGAACACGGUAACCUGGAAUGUCAUGAUCUCCGGUUUGGCGAAAUGGGGUCAUCUCCAACUUUCUCAUUCUCUCUUCGAUCAGAUGCCUACUCGGACUGUUGUGUCAUGGACAGCUAUCAUUGAUGGGUACACACGCAUGAAUCGGCCCGAUGAAGCUUUGUCUUUAUUUCGAAGAAUGGCUAUUUAUGAAGGUAUAAAACCCAGUGAAAUCUCUCUCCUUGCCAUUUUUCCGGCUAUAUCAAUUGUGGGGGCCCUUAAAAUCUGCCAAUCGGUUCACACUUAUGGGGAGAAAAGAGGAUUUAAUAUAUCUAACAUACGCAUUACAAAUUCUCUCAUAGACUCAUAUGCAAAAUGUGGAUGCAUAAAGAGUGCAUCAAGAUUGUUCGAGGAUACGUCUGCCCAGAGAAAAAAUCUGGUGUCUUGGACAUCCAUAAUAUCUAGUUUUGCAAUGCACGGCAUGGGAAAAGAAGCUAUGGAGCGUUUCGAAAAGAUGGAGGAAGUUGGAAUGAAGCCGAAUCGGGUAACUUUCUUGAGUCUUUUAAAUGCCUGUAGUCAUGGCGGACUGGUCGAGGAGGGGCUAAAAUUUCUGAACAAAAUGCUAAAUAGUUAUCAAAUUGUGCCAGAUAUCAAGCACUAUGGGUGUUUAAUAGAUAUGUUGGGGAGAGCAGGGAGGUUAGAAGAAGCGGAGAAGAUGGCAUUGGGGAUACCUGUCGAGAUUCUUAAUGUGGUGAUUUGGAGGACACUAUUGGGUGCUUGUAGCUUUCACAAUAACGUUGAGAUGGGUGAGAGAGUCACCAGCAAGAUAUUGGAGAUGGAAAGAGAAUAUGGAGGGGAUUAUGUGCUCAUGUCCAACAUCUUUGCAGGUGUGGGGAUGUUUGGAGAUGCUGAGAGGCUGAGAAAAUUGAUGGAUAAGAGAAAUAUCUUCAAAGUUCCAGGCCACAGUUUGGUCUGACUGAAGGUGAAGAUGUGGGGAUGUUUGGAGAUGCUGAGAAGCUGAGAAAAUUGAUGGAUAAGAGGAAUUUCUUCAAUAUUCCCAGCCACUAUUUGGUCUAACUGAAGAUAUCUCAUCCAGAGUGCUUUUGUGUCGUUGUAGACUGCCUCUCAUGGGGUCUCUUCUCUUAACCUUCUCUUUUUGAUUGGGUUAAUUUUGGGAAUCUGCAUAAAAAGAGUGUUGUUAUGAUUUUAUUUGCAGGAUGAAUUGGAUUUCUGCAAGAAACAGGAACCAAAAGGGCCUCACUCCUGGACUUGCUGAGGAUGAACUCUUUCAGAGGGAAUCUAUUUGAUUUUUCUUCACUUCUACUUUCAUGGAUCGCUUUUAUUUUGUCUGGCUAUGGUGAGAACAAGUUCAAGGAUGAUCCAUAGCUAAAGCAGCAAGACCAGAAGAACUUUGUCCAAAAUGAUUACAUGUGCUACAACACUAGCAAUCUAGUCCUAGUAACCAAUACCAAUUCCCAUUUUAUAUCUUCAAAUCACAACCUAAAAAUCCCACUUUCUGCUGUCAGGAAGGAACUUGACAGUGCCCCAUCCUUUUUUACUCUUGCCAUCAUGGUGGGAUUCCAGUAUUUUGGAAAAUCAAUCUUGCCUUUGAUCCAGGAAGUUAUUCAACGCUGUACGUGGGUUAUAAAAGAUGAAAAAAUAUAUUCAUCAUCUUAAUUCUUAUCAUUCUUUUAUCAUCUCAUGAUGUGAUAUUAGAUAAUAAGAAACUUACUCAUAAAAGAUGGGCAAGACCUUUUCAGGUUUGAGGUUUGGUUUAGAAAAGAGAAUUUUAGCUGAAAAGGAAAAGGCAGAGUUAAUCCAGCAGAGGGAUCUUAAAGUUGCUGAUAUGACAUCUUUGGUUGGAAUAUGGACAGGCUGCAAGAUUAUUCUGUGACUGGAGUUAGCUGAAUAAUUCAGUGGCUCAAUUUAGUGGGCUUCCUUUUGAUCUAGUACUCUACUAUCCCUUCUUUUCAGCAGUAAUCCUUUGUUGAGUGUAGUGCCUCCUUUGUGUGGAACUAGCCUUUGUUAGGUCAUGCAAUCGUUUUUUGGAGAGCAGUAACUCGAUUUCAACUGUUGAUGCAAUAUUCCGAUGGACAACAUAGUCGAAUGGCCCAUAAUAGUACUUGGACGUUGAUAUGG
Juglans microcarpa x Juglans regia is the source of this 2775-nucleotide messenger RNA. RefSeq names its product pentatricopeptide repeat-containing protein At1g09220, mitochondrial. Gene Ontology annotation, molecular function: RNA binding; protein binding. NCBI's taxonomy places the organism in Eukaryota, Viridiplantae, Streptophyta, Magnoliopsida, Fagales, Juglandaceae. Gene Ontology annotation, biological process: RNA modification. The transcript has 2 exons. The record is from RefSeq and is a predicted model, not a curated record. The coding region runs from base 116 to 1612 and encodes 498 amino acids.